AUGGUGAAUCUGGAGUCUGUGCACACAGCUGUCCCUGAAGAAGGUUCUGACCCCAGGCGUGGUGGCAGCUGUCACUUUAAGGCACUCAAGAUGAGUGGCAAUGUGGCAGACUCCACGGAAGCACGCAACGAACCCGACCAAGUGGAACCAGGAAAUGAACGAAAUGGGCUGGACUUUAACAGACAGAUUAAAACAGAAGACCUCAGUGAUUCCUUGCAAUCUCCGGUACAGCCCAGAUCAGGCCACCUAGGACAAGGAUCAUCAAUGAUGCCUGGAAGCCAAAUCGCCGGGGAUAUGAGUUCUCUUCACACCCUGCAGCAGCUUGUACUGGUGCCCGGUCCUAUGCAAUCAGUUCCUCAGUUCCUGCUCUCUCAGGCCCAGGCUGGGCAACAAGCUCUGCAGCCAAACAUUCUCUCCUUUCCCCAGCAACAGAGCAGCCUCAUCCUCUCGCAGCCUGGACCCAGCCUAGCAUCACAGGCAGUGGGACGUUCAGGGCUCCCUGGGCCGUCUUUAGAGCCCCAUCUGGAGGUGCCACAGCACUUGCAAGUUGCAAAACACAUGCCGUCUUCGGCCGUAUCAGACGAACCCAGCGACCUGGAGGAGCUGGAGAAGUUUGCUAAGACUUUCAAGCAGAGGCGAAUCAAACUGGGGUUCACCCAGGGCGACGUGGGACUGGCCAUGGGUAAGCUGUACGGCAACGAUUUCAGCCAGACCACCAUCUCCCGCUUCGAGGCUCUCAACCUUAGCUUUAAAAACAUGUGCAAGCUCAAGCCCCUGCUGGAGAAGUGGCUGAGCGAUGCAGAAUCCACUCCUUUGGACUCCUCCGUGAGUACCCCUAAUUCCUACCCUUCGGUGAGCGAGAUGUUCGGGCGGAAGAGAAAGAAACGCACCAGCAUCGAGACCAACAUUCGUUCCACGCUGGAGAAGAGAUUUCAAGAUAACCCCAAGCCCAGCUCGGAGGAGAUCUCCAUGAUAGCAGAGCAGCUCUCCAUGGAAAAGGAAGUGGUUCGGGUUUGGUUCUGUAACCGGCGCCAGAAGGAGAAGCGGAUCAGCUGUCCAGUGCCAUCCCCCAUAAAAUCACCCAUCUACAACUCCAGACUGGUCUCUACCUCAGGCUCCCUGGGCCCCCUCUCAGUCAAUCCGAUCCACGGCACCAUGCCUGGGACAGUAACAUCGUCAUGUUCCCCUGGGAACACCAGCAGGCCCUCAUCCCCCAGUACAGGGCUCCAUGCCAGCAGCCCCAGCGCAUCCCAGAGCAACUCCAAAGCCACAAUGAACUCGUCCAACUUCAAUCCUUCUGGAUCUUGGUACCGAUGGAAUCAACCCACUUACCUCCAUUGA
Molecule: messenger RNA, 1341 nt
Organism: Emys orbicularis (European pond turtle)
Lineage: Eukaryota; Metazoa; Chordata; Testudines; Emydidae
Gene: POU2F3
Product: POU class 2 homeobox 3
Exons: 14
Coding region: 1-1341 (446 amino acids)
Biological process (GO): regulation of transcription by RNA polymerase II
Cellular component (GO): nucleus
Molecular function (GO): RNA polymerase II cis-regulatory region sequence-specific DNA binding; DNA-binding transcription factor activity, RNA polymerase II-specific
Source: RefSeq, a predicted model, not a curated record